Messenger RNA from Glycine soja, 795 nucleotides. RefSeq lists its product as uncharacterized. The transcript is spliced from 2 exons. Lineage: Eukaryota; Viridiplantae; Streptophyta; Magnoliopsida; Fabales; Fabaceae. The record is from RefSeq and is a predicted model, not a curated record. The coding region runs from base 1 to 795 and encodes 264 amino acids.
AUGGCUGGAAAAGGUGGUGGUGGUGAUGAGUAUCAUCAGUUGGACGGAGCUCAGCGUCUGUUACUGGACGCGAUGAAUGCACAGAUGCAACGUGGGAACAGAGGUAACAAUGGCGGUAAUGACGGACUGAGGCAGAACCGGGUUGAGGGAGUAAAGCUCAAUGUUCCUCCCUUCAAAGGAAGAAGUGAUCCAGAUGUCUACCUGGACUGGGAAAUGAAGAUUGAGCAUGUAUUUGCCUGCAAUGACUACACUGAAGAGCAGAAAGUCAAGCUAGCAGCAGCUGAAUUCUCCGACUAUGCCCUUGUUUGGUGGCAUAAAUACCAGAGAGAAAUGCUGAGAGAGGAACGGCGAGAGGUAGAUACAUGGACUGAGAUGAAAAGGGUGAUGAGAAAAAGGUAUGUGCCCACUAGCUAUAACAAAACCAUGCGACAGAAACUCCAAGGGUUGUCCCAAGGGAAUUUAACUGUGGAAGAAUGUUAUAAAGAGAUGGAAAUGGUGUUAGUGAGGGCCAACAUCGAAGAGGAAUUCGAAGACACAAUGGCUCGUUUCCUGAAUGGUCUAAACCCUGAAAUCAGAGAUGUUGUUGAAUUACAGGAGUAUGUGGCGUUGGAUGACUUGUUACAUAGGGCACUUCGGGUUGAACAGCAAAUUAAAAGAAAAAGUGCAACAAGGAGGAACUCACCCAAUACUUACAACCAUAACUGGGCCAACAGAUCCAAGAAGGAGGGAAGUAAUUCAUUCCGCCUUGUAGCCACAUCCCCGCAUGGAAAGUCAGCAGCGUCCAGUGUAGGUUGA